AUGGCGGCUCCCAGCGGCGACCCCUUCGCCUUCUGCCUGGAGGCGCCCCCCGGCCAAGCCCGCCGCGCCCUGGAGCUGCGCCUGACCGGCGGGGCCAAGGGCAAAGGACUUUUUGCCACCCGAAACAUCAGGAAAGGGGACACGAUUUUUGUGGAAAAGCCUGUGGUGUCGGCUCAGUUUCUUUGGAACGCCCUGUACAAAUACAGAGCCUGCGACCACUGCUUGCGCGCCCUGGAAACGGCCGAGGAAAAUGCUCAGAGGCUGCUGGGAAGAUUUCAGCUGCUUCCUCACCCGGAGAAAUGCAGCAUUCGAAAAGACCUCCACCAGCGCUGUCCCAGCUGCCAGGUAAACCGACAUUGGCUGCGUAGAUGUGUGUUGGUGGCUUGGCUUAAAAUGUCCGUUUUGUCUGUGGAACGUUCUGGAAUUUCCUUUUCCUAACCCCCCCCCCCCCACUCUCUCCUGUCCAGGAACAUCCACUACCCCCCGGAAACUUCGAGCAUCAUGUUGAUGGCCAGGAUGGUGGCGACCGUCAAGCAGGCGAAAGACAAAGAGUGGUGGAUCAAACUUUUUUCUCAGUUCUGCCACAAAACGGCCAACGAGGAAGAAGAGAUCGUCCACAAGCUGCUGGGAGAGAAGUUUAAGGUCAGGAGAAGGAGGGAACCGUGGUUUUCUCCCGAAGGCUUCCGGACUUUGUUCGCCCUGGUUGGGACCAACGGACAAGGCAUAGGGACCAGCUCCCUGAGUCAGUGGGUCCGCGCCUGCGACGCUCUGGAGCUACCCACGCAAGAACGGGAGCAGCUGGACGCUUUCAUAGACCAGCUCUACAAGGACAUUGAGAAAGAGACAGGGGACUUCCUGAACUGCGAGGGCUCCGGCCUCUACGUGCUGCAGAGCUGCUGCAACCACAGCUGCAUCCCCAACGCCGAGGCCUCCUUCCCGGAGAACAGCGGCCUCCUGCAUCUGAGCGCGGUGGAAGACAUCCCCCAGGGAGAGGAGAUCUGCAUUAGCUACCUGGACUGCUGCCAGAGAGAACGGAGCCGACACAGCCGGUGCAAAAUCCUACAGGAAAACUACUUGUUCAUCUGCUCCUGUCCCAAGUGCCUGGCUCAAGCCGAAGAUCCCGACGUCACGUCGGAGGAGGAGGAAGAGGAGGAGGAGGAAGCCGAAGGGGAGCCCGACGGCGCGGAGCUGGAGGACGAGAUGACGGACGUUUGA
Messenger RNA from Protobothrops mucrosquamatus (brown spotted pit viper), 1215 nucleotides. It is a transcript of the gene SMYD5, whose product is annotated as SMYD family member 5. The transcript has 11 exons. The record is from RefSeq and is a predicted model, not a curated record. Gene Ontology annotation, molecular function: protein binding; histone H4K20 methyltransferase activity. Lineage: Eukaryota; Metazoa; Chordata; Lepidosauria; Squamata; Viperidae.